AUGAGGAUCCUCACUUUCCUGGUUGGCCUGAAGACUUUAUCGGUUUUGGCGUUUUCCUCCUUGUCCAACACGAUGGCUGUGAAUAACAGCGGCAAGUGGUGGGGUAUAGUGAACAUAGCUUCCAAUGGUAACGUGCUCCCUGGAUCGGACAUAGGCCCAGUUCCUCUUGUGUUAGAUCCAAGCCUUCAACUCUUAAGCAAAAGACAGAGACGUCUAAUCCGUCAGAACCCAGGCAUCCUACAAAGCAUUACACGUGGGCUUCUCAGUGCCAUCCGAGAAUGCAAGUGGCAAUUCCGAAACCGUCGUUGGAACUGUCCUACUGGACCUGGAAAUCAGGUGUUUGGCAAAAUAAUUAACCGAGGCUGCAGGGAGACAGCCUUUGUGUUUGCUAUCACCAGCGCUGGUGUAACUCAUUCCGUGGCUCGUUCCUGUUCAGAGGGUUCGAUUGAAUCCUGCUCGUGUGAUUACCGGCGUCGAGGCCCCGGAGGACCAGAUUGGCACUGGGGAGGCUGCAGUGACAACAUUGAAUUUGGAAGGUUUAUAGGAAAAGAGUUUGUUGACUCCAGUGAAAGAGGAAGAGACCUUAAGUAUCUGGUGAACCUACAUAAUAACCAAGCAGGAAGAAUGACUGUGAUGACAGAGAUGCGCCAGGAAUGCAAGUGUCAUGGAAUGUCAGGAUCCUGCUCUCUUCGUACCUGUUGGAUGCGACUUCCUCCAUUUCGGGCAGUAGGGGAUACUUUAAAAGACAGAUUUGAUGGUGCCUCAAAAGUCACAUACAGUAACAAUGGAAGCAACCGUGGAAGUUCGCGUAGUGACCUCCCACAUCUGGAACCUGAGAACCCUUCUCAUGCAAUGCCUUCUUCUAGAGAUUUGGUGUACUUUGAGAAGUCUCCAAACUUCUGCAGCCCAAGCGAAAAGUCUGGAACCCCAGGUACAACAGGGCGAAUAUGCAACAGCACCUCUUUAGGUCUGGAUGGUUGUGAACUUCUGUGCUGUGGCCGGGGUUACAGGAGCCGAGCUGAAAAGGUCACUGAAAGGUGUCACUGCACCUUUCAUUGGUGUUGUCAUGUCACCUGUUUGAACUGUACUACCACACAGAUAGUCCAUGAAUGCUUGUGA
Messenger RNA from Bufo bufo (common toad), 1119 nucleotides. It is a transcript of the gene WNT1, whose product is annotated as Wnt family member 1. Bases 1 to 1119 code for a protein of 372 amino acids. Gene Ontology annotation, molecular function: cytokine activity; frizzled binding. The transcript is spliced from 4 exons. Gene Ontology annotation, biological process: multicellular organism development; canonical Wnt signaling pathway; neuron differentiation. The record is from RefSeq and is a predicted model, not a curated record. Lineage: Eukaryota; Metazoa; Chordata; Amphibia; Anura; Bufonidae. Gene Ontology annotation, cellular component: extracellular region.